AACAACACUAAGUAGGCGGGACUUCCCUUCAGUUUCAGCGUCGAGGCCUCACUCAGUUGAAGGGCACACGUCUCUCUAUUUUCUCAAGGAUUGUGUGCUAGAGGAUUAAUAACAUCCAUCAUGGGAGGUCAUGACAGCGGCUCGCAUCCCCAGUUCACUGGACUUGCAAAGUACUUCAACUCAUACACCAUCAUAGGCAGGAGAAAUUGUGUUCUAGCCACAUAUGCCUCCCUACUCGCUAUUGGCCUUUUCUUCAAAUUGAAGCCCAAGAAACAAGCCGCCGUCACUGAAAAGUAGUAUCUUGACCAUGUCUGACUGCUGGGAGUGGAGAAGGCAUCUGGGUGUACUUGUAAUAAAAUAACUGUUUGGUUUCCUUAUGUUGACAAUAAAGAUCAUUUAUGGCCAAAACAUAAAAAA
Molecule: messenger RNA, 417 nt
Organism: Nerophis lumbriciformis (worm pipefish)
Lineage: Eukaryota; Metazoa; Chordata; Actinopteri; Syngnathiformes; Syngnathidae
Gene: atp5mk
Product: ATP synthase membrane subunit k
Cellular component (GO): proton-transporting ATP synthase complex
Source: RefSeq, a predicted model, not a curated record